Molecule: messenger RNA, 1125 nt
Organism: Pseudophryne corroboree (corroboree frog)
Lineage: Eukaryota; Metazoa; Chordata; Amphibia; Anura; Myobatrachidae
Gene: MIOX
Product: myo-inositol oxygenase
Exons: 10
Coding region: 188-922 (244 amino acids)
Biological process (GO): inositol catabolic process
Cellular component (GO): cytoplasm
Molecular function (GO): iron ion binding; inositol oxygenase activity
Source: RefSeq, a predicted model, not a curated record
GCUGAGCAUCCAUUGCACACAGACAACUGUGGAGACCCCUUGGCACCUAGUCUAUCAGUGGGGUUCCGUCAGGACAGGAUGACCCCCCUCCUCAACUCGGACUGAUCCUUCCCUCACCUACCGACCAGAGACUGAGGGACAGCAGUACAGGAAUUACAAAGAUGGCCCUCUGGUGGAUAGAGUGAAAAUGACUUACAGUCUUAUGCACACAUACCAAACAGUGGAGUUUGUGAAAGAAAAGCACGCAUACUGGGGUUCUUGUACACAUAAAAAGAUGAGUGUUAUGGAAGCCCUCAGUUUGCUGGAUUGUCUGGUGGACGAGUCAGAUCCUGAUGUGGACUUCCCAAAUUCCUUCCAUGCUUACCAAACAGCAGAGGGCAUUCGCAAAGCUCACCCAGACAAAGACUGGUUCCAGUUGGUUGGUUUGUUGCAUGAUAUUGGAAAAAUACUGGCCCUGGAAAAUGAGCCUCAGUGGGCUGUUGUUGGUGACACUUUUCCAGUUGGCUGCAAGUUCCAGAAAUCCAUUGUAUUUGCAGACACAACAUUCAAAGACAAUCCGGACACAAAGCACCCAGUAUACAGCACAGAAUAUGGAAUCUACAAGCCCAACUGUGGCCUGGAAAAUGUUCUCAUGUCCUGGGGCCAUGAUGAAUACCUGUAUAAUGUGUUGAAGUUUAACCAGUGCACCAUUCCAGAAGAGGGUAUGUACAUGAUCAGAUUCCACUCGUUUUACCCCUGGCACACAGGAGGGGAUUAUAAACACCUUUGUAAUGAGAAAGACCUUAAGAUGUUACCUUGGGUUCAAGAGUUCAAUAAAUUUGACCUUUACACAAAGAACGAAGAGAUGCCAGAUGUGGAGAACCUGCAGAAAUAUUACAAGGACUUGAUAGACAAGUACUGCCCUAGAGUAUUGUGCUGGUGAUAUUUUCAGUUCAGACAACAAGUUUCACAUACUCUUGAUCCACUUAAAAUAAUGUACUAUAACCUGUACAUUUGCCAACUCUGUGAUGUGUUUGUUCAUUAUAUCCUGACAAUAUAUCAUAUAUGUGACAAAUAUAAGGUAUUACAUGCUGAAUAAUUGCUAAUUCCUAAGUAAAUAAAUAAAGAGUAGACACUGUACCACAA